Molecule: messenger RNA, 800 nt
Organism: Metopolophium dirhodum (rose-grain aphid)
Lineage: Eukaryota; Metazoa; Arthropoda; Insecta; Hemiptera; Aphididae
Gene: ATPsyndelta
Product: ATP synthase subunit delta, mitochondrial
Exons: 4
Coding region: 137-622 (161 amino acids)
Biological process (GO): proton motive force-driven ATP synthesis
Molecular function (GO): proton-transporting ATP synthase activity, rotational mechanism
Source: RefSeq, a predicted model, not a curated record
UUAUCUUUUUAUUCAUAAAUCACUAUUAUACGACAGAGGUCAUUUUCUGAUUUUCAUAAAGAAAUUUUGUAAACGCUACACCUCAUUAUUUCUAAUUUCUUCUUUUAUAGAACACAUAAUUCAUCAUAACUAAAUAAUGGCUUCAUUCCUACGAUCCACCAAAUUAGCCGCUAGGCUCACACAAGGACCAACUAAAUGCUUUUCAAGAAAUUAUGCUGAUCAAAUGAACUUCACAUUUGCUGCCGCCAAUCAAAUUUUUUACGCCAACAAAAAUAUCAAGCAAGUUGAUGUACCAUCUUUUAGUGGUUCAUUUGGUAUCUUACCUAAUCAUGUACCCACAUUGGCUGUUCUCCGCCCUGGAGUUGUAACGGUAUAUGAAGAUGAAGGAACAUCAAAAAAAAUAUUUGUUUCUAGUGGAACGAUAACUGUAAAUGAAGAUUCUAGUGUUCAAGUUUUGGCUGAAGAAGCUCACCCAAUUGAAGAUAUUGAUGGAUCAGCCGCACGUCAAGUACUACAAGAGGCUCAAAGUCAACUCUCAACUGCAUCAGGUGAUGUUGCCAAGGCAGAAGCUGCAAUUGCUGUUGAAGUAGCUGAAGCACUUGUUUUAGCAGCAGGAAACUAAUACUGAACGUAAACUAUGUAUUAUAUUAGUAUGGAAAUUUGUUUAAAAAUUUUGUCAUACACAAUUAGGUUUAUCAAAUUAAAUUGAAUUUCUACAUGUUCCGUUUUGUUUGCUGGUUUUUAAAAUUUAAAAUUAUAAUUAUUCUCAUCAGUAUCCAAUAAAAAAAAUUCCACAAAUA